Aegilops tauschii subsp. strangulata is the source of this 1084-nucleotide messenger RNA. RefSeq names its product dirigent protein 5-like. The record is from RefSeq and is a predicted model, not a curated record. NCBI's taxonomy places the organism in Eukaryota, Viridiplantae, Streptophyta, Magnoliopsida, Poales, Poaceae.
ACCAGCAAGAGUUGCACCGGUCGAUCACAAAUUCACAAUGCAAGGCCUCGCGCCAUCUUCAAGGGUUGUCGUGCUCGCGACGUUUUUCCUGAUCGGUUUCGGCGUGGCCGCCGCCGACGGCCGGAGGAGGCUCGUCUCCGGCAGCCCCGACGAGCCGUGCAGGCAGAUGACGCUCUACUACCACGACAUCCUCCACGACGGGGCCAACAACACGGCCAACGCGACGUCGGCGGCGGCGACGAGCCCGCCGGCGCUGAGCAACGACACCUACUUCGGCAUGCUGGUGGUAUUCGACGACCCGGUGACGGAGGGCCAGGCGCUGCCCGCCGGGGCCGAGGAGGAGCCGGCGGCGCGCGCGCAGGGGUUCUACUUCUACGACGGGAAGGGGUCGUUCAACGCGUGGUUCGCCUUCUCGCUCGUGUUCAACUCCACGGCGCGCAGGGGCACCCUCAACCUCAUGGGCGCCGACCUCAUGGGCGAGGAGACGCGGGACAUCUCCGUCGUCGGCGGCACCGGCGACUUCUUCAUGGCGCGCGGCGUCGCCACGCUCCGCACCGACGCCGUCGAGGGGUUGCUCUACUUCCGCCUGCAGAUGGACAUCAAGCUCUACGAGUGCUACGUCUGAGGCCCUGAAUAUCACCUGAUGAGAUCAUGGGAUGCCGUAGGGAGGUGGUGGGAUUAAUAUGCUAGCAUACGCAUGUGCGGAACUGCCGAUUAGGACUUAGGAGUGAUGCAUGUAUGCUGAAGCUGCUGCCGAUGUGUUCGUGGUGUGAUGUGCGUUGCAUGCGUGGGCAUGUGGAUCGUGUGUCAUUGUCGUGUUACGCCAAUACGAGUGUAAAAUGUACCGCACCUUUAUUCUGUGUUAUAAAAACUCACUUUGCAAACGAUAACAGCCCUAGCUUAUCGCUGUAGAAGCACACACCAGCUAUUUCACCCAAAAGCCCGGUGCAUGUAGCUCCCACUUGCGCAGGGUCCGGAGAAGGGUCCGACCACUUUGCGUCUAUAGUACGCAGCCUUCCCCUACAUUUCUGUAAGAGACUGUCUUCAAGACUUGACAAUAGCUUUACCACUGCGCCAAGGCUCC